Peromyscus californicus insignis is the source of this 1500-nucleotide messenger RNA. RefSeq names its product CD74 molecule (gene Cd74). Bases 168 to 1001 code for a protein of 277 amino acids. Gene Ontology annotation, biological process: intracellular protein transport; negative regulation of intrinsic apoptotic signaling pathway in response to DNA damage by p53 class mediator; positive regulation of kinase activity. Gene Ontology annotation, molecular function: MHC class II protein binding; cytokine receptor activity; macrophage migration inhibitory factor binding. The transcript has 9 exons. Gene Ontology annotation, cellular component: cytoplasm; cell surface; membrane. The record is from RefSeq and is a predicted model, not a curated record. NCBI's taxonomy places the organism in Eukaryota, Metazoa, Chordata, Mammalia, Rodentia, Cricetidae.
CACUUCCACAUCUACCAAGUGGGCGGAGUGACCUGCUGUGGACGAAUCAGAUUCCUCUCUGCACCAGCUUCAAGAGGUGAACCCGGGGCUCAAGGGUCCCAGACACCCAGCAGCAGGAGCAGCAGCAGCAGCAGCAGCGCCUGUGGAGAAGACUAGAGACCGGAACCAUGGACGACCAGCGCGACCUCAUCUCUAACCAUGAGCAGGUGCCCAUACUGGGCCAGCGUCCUAGAGCCCCGGAAAGGUGCAGCCGUGGAGCCCUGUACACAGGCUUUUCUGUCCUGGUGGCUCUGCUCUUGGCUGGGCAGGCCACCACUGCAUACUUCCUGUACCAGCAGCAGGGCCGUCUAGACAAGCUGACCGUCACCUCCCAGAACCUGCAACUGGAGAGCCUUCGCAUGAAGCUUCCUAAAUCUGCCAAACCUGUCAGCCAGAUGCGGAUGGCUACCCCCUUGCUGAUGCGGCCACUGCCCAUGGAAAACAUGCUCCAGGGGCCUGUGCGGAAUGCUACCAAGUACGGCAACAUGACCCAGGACCACGUGAUGCACCUCCUCCUGAGGUCUGGACCCCUGGAGUACCCACAGCUGAAGGGGAGCUUUCCAGAGAACCUGAAACACCUUAAGAACUCUAUGGAUGGUCUGAACUGGAAGGUCUUUGAGAGCUGGAUGAAACAGUGGCUUUUGUUUGAAAUGAGCAAGAACUCUCUGGAGGAGAAGCCUACUGAAGCUCCGCCUAAAGCGUCAGUGCUGACCAAGUGCCAGGAAGAGGUCAGCCACGUCCCUGACGUCCAUCCGGGUGCGUUCCGUCCCAAGUGCGAUGAGAACGGUAACUAUUUGCCACUCCAGUGCCACGGGAGCACUGGCUACUGCUGGUGUGUGUUCCCCAACGGCACCGAGGUCCCUCACACCAAGAGCCGCGGGCGCCAUAAUUGCAGUGAGCCACUGGACAUGGAGGACCUGUCUUCCGGCCUGGGUGUGACCAAGCAGGAUCUGGUUAUGUGAAGGCAGAGGCCAGCUCUGCACAGCAGCAGCUUUCCUGUCCUCCUGUGCCCCAGCCUUUCUGCCUUCCCUGACGUCACAUCCCACUUCCUGCCGCCUUGCACCUUGGGGCUUGAGGCUGGUGUCCGCUUCCUCAUCCCUGGACACGACCAAUACAACCAGAAGAGAAUGAGGGUGCUGGAGGGCCCCGCUGCCCACCCCUAUCGAAAGGAACAGAAAGCUCAGAGUGGGCAAUGCUAGGUGGACCCCCAUUUCUGACCCAUUAGCAGUCUCCAACAACGUGAGGCGUUGAGAUGUAGGCCCACAGACAGGGAUAAGGGGUGCUCCACCCUUAACCUACACUGGACACAUCUGCUGUCUUCUCCUCAAGGAAGAACCCAGGCCCUCCUUCCAGAAACUCUUCCUCACUUCCUGCCAAAAUCCCCAGGUCCCUUGCUCAGCCAAGCUUGUCAGCAGCCUAUAGGAUCAUGGUUCAUGUGACAAUAAAAGGUAGUAAGUAGAA